ACGCAUAAUAAUGUGGAGAUUGGAAGAUUUUCGGUCAAAUAUCAUUGGGUUUUAUUGUAUUAAAAUGAUACUUGGUGUGAGAUAUUCGAGUAGACGGGAAUCCGGUAAACGAUAGUUACAGUCUUGGCGCACAAUGUACUUGGCUUCUUCGGUGCCGCGAAAAGCUUUUGACUUCCUUUUCUACAUUCCUUCUUAUUUUUUCGUGGCUGAUGUUCGGAACUGGAAUUGUCCGUCCGGACCCCACCGCACCCACGAUUGUCACCUGAACACGAAAUUUUCACCCAUGGGAUAAAACCCGUCGCGAGGCUCGAAUGUCUCGUGGCUUCGUGAGAAUAUAGCAUCGGGCAUUACGAGUGUUAUCAUUGGCUUGUCAAACCGGUUGCUAUUGCUGAGAACUGCGCGACUUUACUGCAAGCCUUACAGCAUAUACAUAUAAGAAACCUGCGGAAGAAUGGGAAAGUUUGUAUCUUUCUCCUAGCCCCCCAUCAUGGACUCGGGACCUCCAGCACCACCAGGUAACAACCUCAACGCGGGGUUUCUUCUCGGUCCGUGGCUUGUCGGUCUUUGCCUCGAGUUGUACCUCCAGGGGAUCUUGUCUGCUCAAAUGUUGAAUUACUUUUCGUGGUACGGAAAGAACGACAGAGCAACAGUUCGAGCUUCUGUUGUGUUCCUUGCUUUGAUAACGACGCUCAAGUCAAUUCAGAGCUUGUACGUGUCGUCGUCAAGCGCCAUCGUCUGGGUCGGGCAGAUCGAAAACUUUGCAGAUAUUCAAGGCGCCAGUCGAAAUUUAUCUGGGGCGUGGUACGAAGCCGGAAACCCGCUGAUGGUCGCUCUCAUCAGCCUUUACGUUCAAUGCUAUUUUUGCUAUAGAUUAUGGGUUGUAUCAGAGAAGUGGUGGGUCGUCCUGCCCAUAGUCCUGGUAUCCAUAUUUGCUAUUAUCGCUGCCAUAUUGAUCGUCGAAAGAAUUGUUCAUUUCGACCCCACCACCUUGCCUUACUGGAUGUCUGCUCACUUCGCAGCCGUUUUCGUCACAGAUGUGCUGCUGACAGCGACAACAGCAUUUUUUCUCCUGAAAACCCGGAGAAAUGUUAUGCCACAAACUGUAGGCAUGAUCAACGCUUUGGUACGACUCACAUUUCAAACAGCAAUGCCUGCCGUCAUAUGUGCCCUUCUCACAUUGAUCUGCGUCUACCUUCCGACGGAUAAACCCAGAGUCGCGAACACCUUCAAUCAGGCUCUGCCCAAGCUGUACGCCAUCAGUAUGAUGUGGACCCUUAACGCCCGGAGGGAAAUUCGUGUCUUCUAUUACGGCGACUCGAUGUCCGGGACGGAUUCGCGGGCCCGGAGACCUACUGUCACGGGUACGGGUAAUUAUUCGAUUCAGGUUACCACUCGUACGGAGAUCCUCCAGAUAUCAGAUGCGGAUACAAGGACAGAGGUAACUACGGGAAAAGGCGAAAUUGAUGACGAAGAAUCGUACAUUCGAAAGCAGUAA
Molecule: messenger RNA, 1495 nt
Organism: Desarmillaria tabescens
Lineage: Eukaryota; Fungi; Basidiomycota; Agaricomycetes; Agaricales; Physalacriaceae
Exons: 13
Coding region: 488-1495 (335 amino acids)
Source: RefSeq, a predicted model, not a curated record